AUGUGGCGAACUGUACUGGUGCGUGGAAGCACAGGCGCGCUGGUGUGGCGCGCCGUCACCCCGUCGUUGCCCGGGCUCGUGCCGAGCACCCCGCACUUGACCACGCCUUUGCCGCUGUUGGGGCGAAGCUUUGCAACCGACGCCCUCGCACUCAAAGACGGGUUGAUUCGGUAUCGAAUGCACUAUCCCGACGGACAGGUACCGCCCAAGGUUGACCGGAACCUUGUGAGGUCCAAGUGGCACUCCGACGCCAUGGAGCUCAUCGAGCAGGUUCCGCCGCUUGUCGUCGAACGCGAGGUCAUCGCAUGCAACGGUGGACCCAACGUUGCCAUGGGUCAUCCCAUCGAAUACAUUCGUGUGGAUGCUGCGGAUCCAGCACCCAGCGUGUGCAAGUACUGCGGUUUGCGCUACAUCCAUCGGCACGCUGCCACCGCAGAGGCUGGAUCCGAGCAUCCCUAA
This is a messenger RNA of Cyanidioschyzon merolae strain 10D, 459 nucleotides long. RefSeq names its product NADH dehydrogenase I iron-sulfur protein 13kDa subunit. The record is from RefSeq and is a predicted model, not a curated record. Bases 1 to 459 code for a protein of 152 amino acids. NCBI's taxonomy places the organism in Eukaryota, Rhodophyta, Bangiophyceae, Cyanidiales, Cyanidiaceae. The transcript has a single exon. Gene Ontology annotation, biological process: mitochondrial electron transport, NADH to ubiquinone.